CAGAUUUUCAAAAUUUAGACUUUUGCUAUAAAAAGCCUUUUCCUCGACUUAUUUUCUCCAUUCUGAUCUGUGUUAUCUUGCAUUCUUCGAAAAAACAAAUCUCAUUUUCCGGUCAACUAUGGAAAACACAUUCAAAACGUCAGCAUCUCAGACUAGCGGAGAAAUGAACACAGAGCAGCUCGCCGCCGCCGUCGCUGGCGUCAAUCCGCCGACUGUUUCUCCUGCGGUUGCUCAGAACACUCACUUGUCCUUCGCUUCGCCGGCGCCCCGUCCGUAUCCGUCGGCGGAGGCAGCUACCGGUACCGGUGCUCAGGUUGCUCAGAACACGCAGUUGUCAUUCGCUUCGCCGCUGCCCCGUCAGUACCCGUCGGCGGAGGGCGCUACCGUUACCGGUGCUCAGGUUGCUCAGAACAGGCGCUUGUCCUUCGCUUCGCCGCCGCCCCGUCCGUAUCCGUCGGCGGAGGGCGCUACUGGUACCGGUGUUGCGCUGUCAAAUGUGAACGUCAAUUCAUCUGAACGGGUGACAAAGAAGAGAGGCAGGCCAAGGAAGAACGGCUCAGAUGGGUCUAUUGCGUUUGGUCCUAUGGCAGCUGCUUCGGCAUCCGCCGCCGUAACUCCGCCGCAAGGACCGGUUUCUUCUGCGGCUGCGCAGCCUGUAUCUGAAGGGGGACCGUCGAAGAAACCCAGAGGCAGACCCCCUGGCUCUUGCGGGAAACAGCGACGUCGAACUUUUGGAUCGGCAGGUUCUGGCAUUACACUUACACCUCAUGUUAUCACUGUGGAAAAAGGAGAGGACAUAGGAGGAAAAAUAGUUUCAUUUACUCGGCAAGCUGCAAGGAGUGUUAGUAUCAUGUCUGCCCAUGGUGUUGUAUCCAAAGUGGUGCUUGUACGUGCUGAUGAAACUGAGACACAUGAGGGACAGUUCGAUAUAGUGUCUCUAUCUGGUUCCUUCAGGGAAUCCAUAAUUGGCGAUGAGGAUAGCUGGACGGGUGCAAUAAACAUAGCUGUAACUAGAGAUGGAUUGGUGCUAGGUGGUAACGUGAUCGGUGAUCUGACGGCUGCAUCACAAGUCGAGAUUAUUCUUGGCACUUUUGUUGACGAGGAAAGAGCCAAUAGCCCACCAGCGCAUGGGACUUUUGGUGAGUCGUCCGGGCGCCAAGGCAGUCCUUUCAAUCAUGGAGAUAACAAUGCGAACAUGCAAGGCAUGCCAAGCAUGCCUUAGAGAAGUUGCCAACAAAUGUUAAAGGAAGCGAAGUAGAAAGAUUUUGAACUGAAUUUGAAGAAACAGAAGAAGUUCUGCACGCAGGCCUGAAUUCUCAACAUGGACUUGGAAAAGAAGAGUUACCAUUGAAAAGUGCUGGAGUCGUGAUAUUCACGGCUUGUUGAAGAGUUUCUUCUUUAUUUUCUUCUUUUAUGGAUUCUUCUAUGCUUUCUACUUCGGUUUUGUUUUGUUGACGUUUUUCGGCUAAGUUUUAUGAACCUUUUUGUUGGAUGAUUCUUAAACAGUUCGUUGAUUUUAUUUAUAUAAAUUAAAUGU
This is a messenger RNA of Nicotiana attenuata, 1537 nucleotides long. Its product is annotated as AT-hook motif nuclear-localized protein 8-like. Gene Ontology annotation, molecular function: minor groove of adenine-thymine-rich DNA binding. The record is from RefSeq and is a predicted model, not a curated record. Bases 119 to 1222 code for a protein of 367 amino acids. Lineage: Eukaryota; Viridiplantae; Streptophyta; Magnoliopsida; Solanales; Solanaceae. The transcript is spliced from 7 exons.